This is a messenger RNA of Penicillium cataractarum, 1029 nucleotides long. RefSeq names its product type 1 glutamine amidotransferase. The record is from RefSeq and is a predicted model, not a curated record. The transcript has a single exon. NCBI's taxonomy places the organism in Eukaryota, Fungi, Ascomycota, Eurotiomycetes, Eurotiales, Aspergillaceae. Gene Ontology annotation, cellular component: nucleus; cytosol. The coding region runs from base 1 to 1029 and encodes 342 amino acids.
AUGGCCCCGCACCGCAUCCAUGUCGCGGUCCUAGACACCGACGUCCCCUGUCUCCCCGUCUACGCCAAACGCGGCCUCUACAGCUCCCAAUUCCGCGUCCUCCUCCAAGCAGCCGCAACCCGCAUCAACGAACAAGCCGAGACCCCCCUCCAAGACCCUCUAGCCGUACACAUCACGGCCUUUGAUGCCGUCGGCGGCUCACUGCCCCCUCUCGACUCACUCCGCGCACACCCACGUACGUCGACCGAGUCCCAAAAUGGACCCUUCGGUGUCAUCGACGCCAUCCUGAUUACUGGAUCUGCCGCGUCGGCAUAUGACCCGUUCCCAUGGAUCGCGGAUGUACAAUCGUUCAUUCAAACGGUUUAUGCAAAGUACCCGCUAGUGAAGAUCUUCGGGUCUUGCUUCGGCCACCAAAUUAUCGCGCAAGCACUACUUUCCCCGUCUACGAGCGGCGAGAACAUAAACAACACGUUCAACGUCCAGCCCGCAACGACGGGCUUUGAAAUGGGUAUUCACCCUAUCACCCUGGACCCUGCGUUCACCGCGCACUUCCCACCGCUAGCCCGGGUGUCUUCCAAAGGACCCUUUCGCAUCCAGUUAAUUCACGGCGAUCAAGUGCUUCCCACUCCACAGGCCGUCGCGGCAGCUACCUCUGCAGGAGAGACAUCCGUCUCUCUGCCAACGCCGUGGAUUAACAUUGGCUCGAGCGCGGCCUGUCCAAUCCAGGGACUGUACUACCCCGGUCGAAUCCUGACGUAUCAGGGUCAUUUUGAAUUCGAUACUUUUGGGAACAGCGAGUUGUCGCGGGCAUUCGGGCGGCGGAUGGGCUGGUCUAAGGCUGUGAUUGAUGAGUAUGAUGGCCAGAUUAAUGUUUCAAGGGUUGCUGGAGAGCAGGAUGAUGAUGAUUCCAAGGCUGCGGCAGAGGCGGUGGUGCUUUUCUUUGCGGGGGUAGAUCAGAGCACGAAGUUUGAGGGUGUGCAGGUUGCGGAUGGGUUGAUGACGCCGCCUCUUGAGGAGAUUUCUGGCUGA